Molecule: messenger RNA, 1580 nt
Organism: Saccostrea echinata
Lineage: Eukaryota; Metazoa; Mollusca; Bivalvia; Ostreida; Ostreidae
Exons: 2
Coding region: 606-1580 (324 amino acids)
Biological process (GO): DNA recombination; DNA integration
Molecular function (GO): DNA binding
Source: RefSeq, a predicted model, not a curated record
UUAGACCUUUUGGGAAAUGCUAUGGAAUCAUUGGCAUUGCUGGGGCAUGCCAACAGACAGUUGUGUAUGUUGCGUAGAGAAUUUAUGAAACCUGAUAUGAAGGGUGAAUAUACUCACCUUUGUAGUCAUAAUUUAAAGUAUACAGACUAUUUGUUUGGUGACGAUGUCCCUAAAACUGUAAAAGACAUCACAGAUUGUUCCAAAAUCAGCAACAAAAUUGGUAUCGGAUAUAGAGGGAGCUUCCGUGGUCGCUUUAUGAGGGGACGAUCACGUGGACGCUUUGUCCGAGGAGCUGCAAGGGGUCGUGGAUCCUACUCGAAUGCUGCAUCCUUCUCAUCUGAUUCAAAAAACUACCAACGAAGAGGCUUGCAGAGUCGCCUCCAGAAGUAGUUGAAAAGCCUCAUUGGACGUGUGGUGAGGAAGAUUUGUCAGGACCAAGCAGAGUGUGUACUGGUGGCUCCAGUGUGGCCAACACAGCCGUGGUUCAAUCGUGUGUUAGAAAAACUGGUGGAUCAUCCGGUGAUUUUACCUGUGAUGGACAAUCUGUUGACACUUCCAGGCACAGAUGUGCAGCAUCCUCUGAAAGACUCGUUAGUGCUGAUGGCAUGUCGAUUGUCCGGUUGCAGUACCAAAAACGAGGAAUUUCUCAUCAAGCAGCCUCGAUCCUUUUGGCAUCAUGGAAGUCGGGAACCAAGAAACAAUAUAAAACAUUUUAUACGAGAUGGUUUCAGUACUGUAGUGAAAAAUCGAUUGAUCCAUUUUGUACAACUAUAGAAACUGUUAUUGAAUUUUUAGCACAUCUUUUUCGCCUAGGUUUAGGGUAUAGUGCUAUUAAUACUGCCCGAGGGGCUUUAUCUUCUGUUGGACUGAUUUUUGAUGGGUUUACUGUUGGAUGUCAUCCACUUGUUAUACGAUUUAUGAAGGGUGUUUUUAAUUUGAGACCAUCAAAAUCUCGAUAUGUACAUACUUGGGAUGCAUCUAUUGUUAUCAAGUAUUUGAGAAAAUUGUCACCUGUAAAAUACUUAAGUUUGAAAGACUUGACACUGAAGUUAGUUAUGUUAAUUAGUUUAAUUUGUGCAAGUCGAGUACAAACUAUUUCAUGCAUGAAACUUGGUAAUAUGACGAGAAGAAAAAAUAGCUUUGUUUUUACUUUUAGUGAUUUAUUGAAAACAUGUAGACCUAACAGUAGUAUGUCUGACAUGGUUUUGAAAUCAUAUCCUCCAGAUAGGAGGCUUUGUGUAUAUAUUGUUUUAUGUGAAUACUUAUCAAGGACUGCAAGAAUUAGAAAUAAGUGUGAUUCACUUUUUAUCAGUUAUGUACAACCACACAAGGAAGUAUCAAGAGAUACUGUUGCCCGUUGGAUAAGAACAGUGAUGUGUUCUGCAGGUGUUGAUACUACUAUUUUUAAGGCUCAUAGUGUUAGAUCUGCAUCAGCAUCUAAAGCAAAAGAGAACUUUGUUCCUGUCGAUGAUAUUUUGUCCAAAGUAGGUUGGUCUAAUGUCGAAACCUUCAGAAAGUUUUAUGACAAACCUGUGCUGAAUGAUGAUAAGUAUGCAAAUGCUGUUCUGAAAUUAAAAUAA